Messenger RNA from Morone saxatilis (striped sea-bass), 1996 nucleotides. It is a transcript of the gene eloa, whose product is annotated as elongin A. NCBI's taxonomy places the organism in Eukaryota, Metazoa, Chordata, Actinopteri, Moronidae. The transcript is spliced from 11 exons. The record is from RefSeq and is a predicted model, not a curated record. Gene Ontology annotation, biological process: transcription elongation by RNA polymerase II. Bases 66 to 1970 code for a protein of 634 amino acids. Gene Ontology annotation, molecular function: protein binding. Gene Ontology annotation, cellular component: elongin complex; nucleus.
CUGCCGCCAUCACCGCUUCAGUCAGGAUGAAGUAGCUUCCGGGCGACAGGGUACCAGCAGUAAACAUGGCGGAGGAACUGCUGGAAACAGUGGAUAGACUUCAGGCUCGGCUCCGGGAGAAUCCGGAGCCUCGAAAGCUCCUGAAGACUUUACGGAGGCUGGGGGAGCUGCCAAUGACUGUGGACAUACUGGUGGAAACUGGAGUCGGGAAGAUUGUGAAUUCUUUUAGGAAACACGAAGAAGCUGGAGAGAUGGCAAAAAGCCUCGUAGCCAAAUGGAAGAAACUGGUUCCUCAGUCGGCGGAGAGACCCCCCAACAGCCACGUCAAAGAGGCAUCGCGGUCACACACACACUCUCGAGGCCCAGAAGCAGGUGUGGGAGACCGCAGACGCACCCGGGAGCCCUCCCCUGAGGAAGAGCCCUCCUACAUAGAGGAGGAAGAGGAGGAGGAGGAGGAGGAGAGAGGCUAUCACACGAACUACUCGCCCUCACCUCCUCUGCACGAGCAGUACAGCCCUCCGCAGCGAGGAGGCUACCAGUCGGACGAGUACGAGAGCCCCGAGCCCGAACCUGAGCUCGAGCCCGAACCUGAGCCUGAACCUGAACCUGAACCUGAACCUAGUCCUCCUCCUCCUCUUCGCAAAGAGGUCCGCCACAUCAAACCAAACAAAGAACCCAACAAAAACCAUCACCACGGUUCCCACAGCGACAGAAACAGGGACGAGGAGCGGCGGCAGCGCCACGCACAGACGAGCAGCGAUCGGGGGAGAGGAGGAGAGGGCGGCGAGGGGAAGAAACGCAGCGCGGACAAAGAGAGACAGCAGAGUCCGGUACAGAAGUCCACAAAGCACAGCAGGAAGUCCACCACACAUGAGAGUAAGAGGGAGGAGAAGAAGAAAGGAGGAGAUGACGGGCGACCGCGGGUGCCGAAGGACUCUCCAUCCAAGGAGGAGGAAGAAGACUUCGGGACUCCCAUCAUGUCCUUUGAGUCCUUCCUCACAUACGACGCCCCGAUACCCGUCAAGAAGAAGAAGAAGCCGUCGUCGUCCUCAUCCUCGUCACACAGUCGGCCGUCGCACUCUUCGUCCUCCGUGUCGUCCUCCCGCCACGCACGCACCCCUCCGCCCGCGUCCUCCUCAUCCUCCUCUUCCUCCAAAGUGAGCAAAGCCAACGGCGCUCAGAGCACCAAGAGGCCACAUUCAGGCUCCGGUUCAGCUGCAGCGACACCGGAGAAACGCAAGAGGGUGGUUGAGGCCCUUCUUCCGGAAAUCCCUCUGCCGGUGAUUCAACCCAAUUACAGACCUCUGCCCUCCAUCAACGACGUCACGCCGCUCUCCCCUCAGAGACGGAAAGUUCCUGUCAGCAACGACGAGGAGGAUACCGGGUUCACGGGGAAGCGAUUCAACUCUAAGAUGGUGGUCUACUCAGGAUCAAAGACCGCUUACUUGCCCAGGAUGAUGACUCUGUAUGAGCAGUGCAUCCGUGUGCUGCAGAACAACAUCGACUCCAUCGCCGAGGUGGGAGGAGUGCCGUUUGAGAUCCUGGAGCCGGUGCUGGAGCGAUGUACGCCAGAGCAGCUGUACCGCAUCGAGCAGAGCAACCAGUGGUUUACGGAGGAAUCUGACGAGCUGUGGAUGCGUCACUGUCAGCGGGACUUUAAGCGGGAGACUCCUCAGGAGUACGAGUCGUGGAGGGAGAUGUACCUGAGGCUGCACGACGAGCGCGAGGAGCGUCUGAGGCUGCUCACCCAGAACAUUUCCUCCGCACACGCCAACAAGCCAAAAGGUCGCCAGGUUAAGAUGGCGUUUGUGAAUUCUGUCGCCAAGCCGCCGCGUGACGUCCGCCGGCGUCAGGAGAAGUUCGGUACCAUUAGUGGUUCGUCCUCAGCCUCCACCGCGGCCGCAGCUCCCAUCAAAAUAAGACCAGCUGGCACAGAUUACUCUGGUAGUUCCCUCUUCCUCCCAACUUAACCACUUCUCGCCAGCUCGUACUCGCU